Messenger RNA from Suncus etruscus (white-toothed pygmy shrew), 2208 nucleotides. RefSeq names its product lactoperoxidase-like. Bases 1 to 2208 code for a protein of 735 amino acids. Lineage: Eukaryota; Metazoa; Chordata; Mammalia; Eulipotyphla; Soricidae. The record is from RefSeq and is a predicted model, not a curated record. Gene Ontology annotation, biological process: response to oxidative stress. Gene Ontology annotation, molecular function: thiocyanate peroxidase activity; heme binding. The transcript has 13 exons.
AUGACAGCUGUGACGCACUGCGCCUGCGCCAGGCCGAGCUCCGCCCUCCCGUCUCCAGGCAACGUGACGCGGGCGCCGGAAGUCAUGUGGCUCCUCAUGCGUCUUGGCACCCUCCUGGUCUGCCUGUCCUGGAUCCAGGCCUUGAGUGCACAAACCACAGGGCCAACUGCCAUCUCUGAGGUUGUGAAUCAGGUCAAGGUGCAAGUAAACAAGGCCUUCCUGGAGUCCCGGGGCAGACUAAAGAAGGCCCUCUACUCUGAGUCCCCAAGCCCAAAAUAUCUCUCAGAAUACCUCAAGCAUGCCCGAGGGCCCACACGCACAGCCAUCCGCUGUGGGCAGAUUUGGGAGGACACCUUCAAGAGACUGACGAAGAGAGCCAAGACCAACACCACAGUCCCCAGGCUGGACCUGAGCACGCUGUCGUGGGAGGUGGGCUGCGGCACACCUGUGUCUGCGGUGUCAUGUGACAAGGACAGUCCAUACCGCACCAUCACCGGCCACUGUAAUAACAGGGAGAACCCCAUGCUGGGCGCAGCCAACCGGGCGCUGGCGCGUUGGCUGCCCGCCGAAUACGAAGAUGGGCUCUCCCUUCCCUACGGGUGGACGCCGGGAAAGAAGCGGAACGGCUACCCGGUGCCGCCGGCGCGGAUGGUAUCCAAUCGUGUGGUCGGUUACUUGAACGAGGACAUCCUGGACAGCGGCAGGUCUCUGCUCUUCAUGCAGUGGGGCCAGGUCGUGGACCACGACCUGGACUUCGCCCCUGACACCGAGCUGGGAAGUAGUGAGUACUCCAAAGCGCAGUGUGACCAGCACUGCAUCCAGGAGAACAACUGCUUCCCCAUCAUGCUCUCAAGCAAUGACCCUAACGCAAAGAAGCACGGGAAAUGCAUGCCUUUCUUCCGAGCGGGGUUCGUCUGCCCUUCGCCACCCUACCAAUCACUACCAGUCCGGGAGCAGAUCAAUGCGUUGACCGCCUUUCUGGAUGCCAGCCUUGUGUAUGGGUCUGAUCCCAGCGUGGCCAGCCGCCUCCGCAACCUCAGCAGCCCCCUCGGCCUCCUGGCUGUCAACCAGGAGGUGUCAGACCGGGGCCUGGCCUAUCUGCCCUUUGACACCAGGAAGCCAAGUCCCUGUGAAUUCAUCAACACCACUGCCCGUGUGCCCUGCUUUCAGGCUGGAGAUUCCCGAUCCUCAGAGCAGACUCUACUGGCCACUAUCCACACCCUCUUGCUCCGAGAGCACAAUCGGCUGGCGAGGGAGCUAAGGAAACUCAAUCCUCUGUGGGAUGAAGAACGGCUCUACCAGGAGGCGCGGAGAAUCCUUGGAGCCUUCAUGCAGAUAAUCACAUUUAGGGACUACCUUCCCAUCUUGCUAGGCAAUGAGAUGCAGAAAUGGAUCCCUCCUUACAAUGGCUACAACCAGUCUGUGGAUCCUCGAAUUGCCAAUGUCUUCACUUUUGCUUUUCGCUUUGGCCACUUGGAGGUCCCCGCCACUGUGUCUCGCCUAGAUGAGAAAUAUCAGCCGUGGGGCCAGGAACCAGAGCUUCCCCUGCACACCCUCUUUUUCAACACCUGGAGAAUCAUCUAUGAUGGUGGAAUCGACCCUCUGGUUCGGGGUCUGCUGGCCAAGAAGUCCAAAUUGAUGGCUCAGCAUAAAUUGAUGACGAGUGAUCUACGCAACAAGCUUUUCCAGCCAACUCAUACGAUCCACGGCUUUGACCUGGCCGCCAUUAACAUACAGCGGGGCCGGGACCAUGGCAUGCCAGGUUACAACUCCUGGCGAAAAUUCUGUGGCCUCUCACAGCCAGAGACACUGGAGGAGCUAGGUGCUGUACUGAAGAACAAGAUACUGGCCAAGGAACUUUUGGACCUCUACAGGACUCCAGACAACAUUGACAUCUGGAUAGGGGGCAUCUCUGAGCCCCUGGUAGAAGGGGGUCGGGUGGGGCCUCUCUUGACCUGUAUCCUGGGGAAGCAAUUCCAACAGAUCCGAGAUGGAGACAGGUUCUGGUGGGAGAACCCUGAGGUUUUCACUCAGCAACAGCGUGAGUCUCUCUGGAAAGUGUCCUUCUCGCGCCUUGUCUGUGACAACACCGGAAUCACCGAGGUCCCCCUGCACCCAUUCCAGGCCAACAACUACCCGAAAGAUUUUGUGGACUGCUCUGCCAUUGAUCAGCUGGACCUCUCUCCCUGGGCCUCGGUGGGGAACUAG